UUCGAUCAGCCAUGAAGGGGAUUAUUUCGGUGCUAUUUUUGGCCUUGGCCCUGGCAACUGCUGUCUCAGCCCUAAACCUUGAGGAGAUCCUCAAUGUCGGUAUGGAAGCGGGCUUGGACGUCGACAUGGACGUGGACAUGGACGUCAACAUGGACAUGGAUAUGGACUUUAGCAUGGACUUCGCCAUUGACUUUGCCAAGGAACUAGAUUUGCCCGAUGAUGUGGAGAUCGAUCAGUUUGGUUUGGUGGACAAAAUGGUGCAUGCCGCCAUCUCAGAGGCCGAAUACUUGGCCAAGGGCAUCGUCAAGAUGGUGGAGCAUCAGCUGCUGAAGAUCUUCCUGUCGCCGUUCAAGCAGCUGGAGCAGGCAGCGGAAGACAUCAACAACCGGGCCCACGAGAGCGAGGAGUGUGUGUCCAACGAGGCCGUACACGUGGUCAACACCCUGGAGUCGGCCACAAUGGGCUUUCUGGGCUGUGGUCGCGAUGCCACUGUCACCUCUGUCAAUCUGAUCCUCGACACGAAGAAGGCCGUCGUACAGCUGACCUUCGGUGGCUAUUCCCUGGUCCAACAGUUGCAGUCCUGCCGCAGCGCCAAGCUCAGUUGGGUGAGGAAAAUGUGCAAGACCCGUCUGUACAUCAACGGUUGCAUCUACGCCGUUAAUGCCCAGAAGUCGAUUCGUCAUCUGAUCGCCCUGCGUCGCACUGUUCCUGCAGUCGGCACCGAUGCCCAGAGCUGCACCUCGGCAGCCACCGAGAAUGCUAUUUUCGGAUUCGCCGAGAUCAAUGCCAACAUCGAUACCUGCAUCGAUACCAUAAUUCACUGAGUUUUCGGCAACUGAAAAUACCAAUAAAUG
Molecule: messenger RNA, 854 nt
Organism: Drosophila persimilis
Lineage: Eukaryota; Metazoa; Arthropoda; Insecta; Diptera; Drosophilidae
Exons: 2
Coding region: 12-824 (270 amino acids)
Source: RefSeq, a predicted model, not a curated record